Falco peregrinus (peregrine falcon) is the source of this 2273-nucleotide messenger RNA. RefSeq names its product transmembrane protein 221 (gene TMEM221). NCBI's taxonomy places the organism in Eukaryota, Metazoa, Chordata, Aves, Falconiformes, Falconidae. The transcript is spliced from 3 exons. Bases 274 to 1167 code for a protein of 297 amino acids. The record is from RefSeq and is a predicted model, not a curated record.
GCCGGGGGGGCGCUGGGCUGCACCCCCACGGCGAGGGGCCGGCCCGGGGGCAGGAGGGGCCGCCCCGGCCGGGCGGCGGCGCGGGGAGGGAGGCGCACCCCGGCGGGGCCGCAGCUCCGCUGCCCCGGCCCGGUGCCGCUUCCCGGGCUGAGAUCCAGCUUGGGAGCCCCGGUCGGAGAAGCUCCCGCCGGCCGGGGAGCCUGCCGGCCCGCUGCCCCUUCCCCGCUUCCCGGUGCUUCUCCCCCGGGUUCCCGGGGCCGGACGGGCCCCGCCAUGCCCGCCGCCUACCCGCAGCGGGCCCUGACGGUGCUGCUGCUCUUCGGCACGCUGGCCGCCGCCAUGGCCCUGCUCGCCUCCAGCCUCAUCUUCCAGCUGCCGGCGGGGCGCACCGGUGCCGGUGCCGGUCGAGGUGCGCUACCGGAGCCGGCGGCCGCCGUGCUGCUGCCGGUGUCGGCUGUGCUGGCCGCACUCUGCCUGGUGCUGAACGUCAGCUGCCUCCUGCUCUGCCUCCUCCACGGCUACUUCAGCACCGAGCUGUGCCGGGGGCAGCCCGGGCCCGACCGGGCAGACUGGUUCCUUCUGGACAGCCGCACCGUUCGCCACACUGCCAUCGGCUUGUUCUGCUGCGGCGUCUCAGUCUACCUAACAGCUCUCGCCAUCUACAUGCUGCUGCUGUUCGAACUGGAGGCCGGCAUCGCCAGCGCCUGCAUCCUCUCCUCUGGCAUCAUUGUCCUGCUGAUCACGGUGACGCACGCCCUGGUACGGGCUUCCCAGGUUUCGCGCCGUAGCCACUCUGAGGUCUCCCACACCCUGUAUGAGAACGACUCUGCCCAACACGGCGAGUCCUCCACCAGCGAUCUGAACAACAAGAACAUAGCUGCGCCCCGGCCCCGGUCUGAGAUCCACCGGGAAUUUUCCUUCCCUCCUUUCCUGGAGCACAAAUCCCAGCUGGGCUCUCCAGCCAGCAGCAACCUCACCUCCUCGGGCAGCCCUGGGCUUCGCUCCGAGAAGGAGAGCUACAACCUGCCCCGAACGCACAGGACACUGUCAGCAGAGUCUGGGCUGCUGCAGGUGCAGGGCAAGCCCUGGAACAGCAUCACGCAGGAGAUGAGGAAUGUGAUGUCACGCAAACCUGGAGCCUUGGGCAAGGACUCAACUCUGGUGUGAGUGGAAACGGGACCUUUUCACCCUGCCGCAAGCACCUGGGCCACAAUUUGCAUCUCUGUUUAGAGUUUAAUAUAGGUCAUGUCUCACCAGGGCAGGGGUCUGUGCAGCCACUGCCUGAUGCUCUUUACUUCUUUUACUGAGAAGACGCCACCUCCACUCAAAGCCAAAAGCCCUCAGCCACCUGCACUGAGUCCCUGUCCCCUCCUGUCACUUGCGAUGCUGCUGACACUUGCCACCCUGCAAACACGAACCCUGCUGGCAGGGCAGCAGCUGGCAGUGCCCCAGCAGGACCCCCAUGGCUGUCCCAGCUGCAGUGAAGGACACGAAACCCCCACUUCCCCCAUGUGGGUGAGAAGCAGCAAGUGGACCUUGCCCACAAGCAGACCUACCCUCCUCCAGCAGACACCAGCUGAUUUCUCCACCUGGCUGUAUCUCCCUGCCUCCUUCCUUCCUCCUCCAUCCCCAGGAGCCAGCACGGCACCAAGUUUGUACAACCGACCCAGCAGGGCUUUCCCCCAGCAUGCAGCCAGGAGGUGCAAGAAGAGCAAGCGAGAGGGAACCAGGAGUCUGCAGCUGCAGGGUGGGGGCUAAGGUGACAGCCAGCCUGCUGCUCGGUCACCAGCCCAUCUCAGAUUCCCUCUCACCUCCUGUGCCAUUAUCCUGAAAGACUCCCGUUAUCCUGAGCACUCUGGAGACUGAGUUUAGCACUGCUUUGAUCCCUGCAUCCUUGCUAAAUUCUUCAGCAGGACCAAACUGUUGGUUCCAGGAUUGAUCAAUAUCGAAGUUGCAUCCUUUUUAAAGCAACCUCUAAAGCUGUGCAUCCAGCUCUGCUUCCCACUGCUUGACAGGGGAUGAGGAAAGUCCUUUUUCUGUUAGGUUUUUGGAGUUUGUUGUUUUUUGGUUUUUUUGAAGAACAGGACAGUGGUGUUUUGUUUUGUUUCUCCACUUGAAAGGCUCCAACGCUGCAUGUCUUUGUUUUGCUCUGUGCCCUUUGAAACACGCAGAGCCAGCAGGUUCCAAGACCCCCCAGCCCAAGGCGAGCAACAGGGGAAAGUUUUAGACAGAACUUUCGUUUUUUCUUUUUAUUGUUCUCACUAAAACCAAAU